Melanotaenia boesemani (Boeseman's rainbowfish) is the source of this 2543-nucleotide messenger RNA. RefSeq names its product spindlin-1-like. Bases 154 to 861 code for a protein of 235 amino acids. Gene Ontology annotation, biological process: gamete generation. Lineage: Eukaryota; Metazoa; Chordata; Actinopteri; Atheriniformes; Melanotaeniidae. The record is from RefSeq and is a predicted model, not a curated record. The transcript is spliced from 5 exons.
GUAUUCUUCAUAAUUCUACCCAUCUCCCAUUUCUACGCAGGUUUCGCGAGACUUACACCGGCGGGUUGGCGUGUAGCAGUAUUUUCUCAGCCAAACGACCUCAACAGUACUGACAUGAAAACUGCUUAAAGUUACUUUUCAAUUUCUGGAGGCAUGUCCAAGAAAAGGAGCAGAAAGCGGAGCAGUGGGGAGCUGAGUGACACAGUAACGCCGGACCCCAACUGCAUUCUGGGAGUGCGCAUUCAGCAUAACUGGCGAGAGAGGGGGAACCAGAGCAAAUGGAAGGGAACAGUACUUGACAGACUUGGCGUCAACCCCUCUCUCUUCAUGGUGAAGUAUGACGGCUUUGACUGCGUCUACGGCAUUGAGCUGUUCAAGGAUGAGAGAGUGUCCAACCUGCAAGUCUUGUCAGAAAAAGUUGUGAAUAACAAACUUAAGAUACCUCCUGGGACAGAGGAGCUGGUAGGCAAAGCUGUGGAGCAUCUGUUUGAAAAGGAAGAUGGAGAGAAGAAUGAGUGGAGAGGCAUGGUCCUCUCCAGAGCUCCAGUCAUGACCAACUGGUAUUAUAUCACUUAUGAAAAGGACCCCGUUCUUUACAUGUACCAGCUAUGGGACGACUACGCUGAUGGAGACCUCAGGAUUUUGCCUGAAGCAGAAAACAAGCACCUGCUGCCUGCAGACAGAAAGCCAGGGGAAGAGACGGAGAGUCUGGUGGGGAAACAAGUGGAGUACGUUACUGACAAGGGUGUGAAGAGAACAGGUCUGGUCAUUUACCAGGUCCCAGCUAAGCCCUCGGUCUAUUAUAUCAAAUAUGAUGAUGACUUUCAUAUCCAUGUCUAUGACCUGGUCAAAACAACCUAAAUAUCGUGGACAUUUUUAAAUCCACCCUCUUUUCAUUUGCUUAUUUUCCAUUUGUUAUUCAAAGCUGUGACAGGGUUACAUAGCUGACAGGCUUCAUUUUCAUGUCAGUGUGUUUUGUUUUUUUUUUGCACAAACUGUAGCACAGCAAUACGUGGCUUUUUCUGAGGUGUGAGUGUCCUUAUUUUAUGGUUGCUGCUCUACUCGUAUGACUUAAGUUUGAGUGGUGUAAGAUUGUACUUGCAUCAGCUGCAGUUUUUACUGCAUUUGCAUUGUUGCCAUUGAAGAGUCCGUUAAGUGGUUCUCUAAAUUAAAUCCCAAAGCUGCACAGAAUAUCCUUUAGAAACUUUAUUUGGGAUUAUUAAAAUAGUUCUUAAGCUUAAUAAUGCAGUGUUUUGAACAAGUGGUUUUAUGUUCUAAAAGGAAUAAAUGAAAGCAGCAAAGUCACUUUGAUAUGGCCCCUUUGUUUUCAAAUGCCAAUGUAGUGCUGCACCUUUGCACCGUGUUUAGUAUUCAACAUCCGUCGGUGUGGUAUGCACAUCAGCUACAUACUACAUUAUGGGAUUCUUGCUUGGCUUCUAUUCCUGCGACCUUUUCCUCCAAAUCCAUAUUUUAACAGUAUGAGGAACAUCAGGACCUUUGCGCUUGCAAGUAAAAAGCUAAAUUUGCAUUUGAAUUUGAACUCACACAAAUCAUAAAGUGCCUUCUGGCUUGUCAUUUUGCAAUGUUUUAUUUUUGUAUUGUUUCUCCUGACCGUACACUCUUCAUUCAUCUUCGCUUAUGAAGGCCACUAUUUAGUGUUUAUUCCAGAGGGGCAACGCUGACAGCUCGAGGAAAGUUUUGCAACCAUCAGUUUGUAGUAGUGAUGUUUUGCUCUUAAUGUUGAAAUGUCCUUUAAAUGUAACACACACCAUCAUUGGUUGUAUUAUCUCACUGUUGAUAUUGUGGGGAGCACUUUAAUGUAUAAAGUUUACAUAUUUAGGUUAUGGUACAGUCUAAUUGUUUCUACAAAAUACUUUUUUUUAAGAGCAAAUGUGGCAGAACUAUGCUUUAAUUUACACGCAUGAAGGAAAGAAAUGGAAAAAAAUUGCUGCAGUACAUUCAGAUAACCAUAUUUAAGCUUUAAAACUUGUGUAUAAUUCCUUGUAAUGUUUGUUGUGAUUAUUCCACUUAUAAAGAUAUCUUACAAUAUCAAUAUAAGAUUCAUAUACUCAAGAGUUAAACAGACUAUUUCAUGAUUAUAAAUCUAACAAACCCAUCUGUUGCAACCAUCUCUAGCUCUAGUCUUUAAAACCUCAUGUACUUUGUCACAGUAUCAUAGUCUGCAUCGGUGUUGGCCUCAGCCUUUUGCUUUAUUAUGUAUCCUGUAAAUUUUAUUUUCCUAUCAAACUGCAUGCAUCGCCAAAAUAGUGCCUGAAGGUUUUGAAACUUUAACGUUGAUGCGAAUAUGUGACAAUGUGCAGUAGAAACACUUGUUCCUGCAUUUAAAUAAAACGCAAGAGGUUUUGAAACAUCAAGCAUCAAAGCUAGCAGUGCUUUGGAUUGUUUGUGUUGUGAAGGUGUGAUUUAUAAAUGACUGCGCUCUUCAUGCUUCAGUUGCCUCCCACUGUUCAUAAGCUGUAGCAGAAUCAAAUGGCAGUUUGUCAUUAUUGUUCUGUAAUGAGUAAUAAAGUUUUUGCACAUUU